GUUAAGAACCCUAAUAAGAAUCCAUCUUCUCCCCCAAAAUCAAAAAGUCCACACAUUUCCCCAAAUUCAUUCCCUCUCUCUCUUCUUUCUCUCUCUAAACAGGAAUCAAAUUCGCCAUGGGAAACGCAGAGAAGCUGAUGCAGCAGAUCAUGGAUCUGAAAUUCACGUCGAAGAGCCUCCAGCGGCAGGCGCGCAAGUGCGAGAAGGAGGAGAAAGCCGAGAAAUUGAAGGUGAAGAAGGCGAUCGAGAAGGGCAACAUGGACGGCGCCCGGAUCUACGCCGAGAACUCCAUCCGCAAGCGCAGCGAGCAGAUGAAUUACCUCCGCCUCUCCUCCCGCCUCGACGCCGUCGUCGCCCGCCUCGACACCCAGGCAAAGAUGACCUCAAUCAGCAAGUCCAUGGGCAACAUCGUCAAAUCCCUCGAGUCAACCCUCGCCACCGGUAACCUCCAGAAGAUGUCGGAGACCAUGGACCAGUUCGAGAAGCAGUUCGUCAACAUGGAAGUCCAGGCCGAGUUUAUGGAGAGCUCCAUGGCCGGCAGCACCUCCCUCUCCACACCUGAAAGUGACGUCAACAGCCUUAUGCAGCAGGUGGCCGAUGAUUACGGUCUCGAGGUUUCCGUCGGCCUUCCUCAGGCCGCCGCCCACGCAGUUUCCGUCAAGAACACCGAGAAGGUCGACGAGGAUGAUCUCACCAGGCGUCUGGCGGAGCUCAAGGCACGCGGCUGAGAAAAUUUGGCUGGAGAAUUAUUUGGUACCUGAGCUAUAUUAUUCUGUGUAGCUAGGGUUUAUUGCUGAUUUUCUGCUUAUUCCUGUGGUGUGAAAUUAAAAUGUCUGGAUUUCUCGAAAUCUCAGAUGUCUUUUAUGUGUAUAAAUUUCGAACCCGUUCCGUUGAUGUGUCGACUUUGUGUUCUCUUUGGUAUUUUAUUUUCUUGAUUAUGGAAUGUAGAGCAAUGUUUAGUAAGGCAAAAUGGUAAUAUAGUUUUAUCGACGAUGAAGCUUGGGGUUUUAAGUACCACAUAAUAAGUGAUUCGGUAUUGAUUUAUAUGGAUUUAACU
Molecule: messenger RNA, 1057 nt
Organism: Erythranthe guttata (spotted monkey flower)
Lineage: Eukaryota; Viridiplantae; Streptophyta; Magnoliopsida; Lamiales; Phrymaceae
Gene: VPS46.2
Product: SNF7 family protein
Biological process (GO): vacuolar transport
Source: RefSeq, a predicted model, not a curated record